This is a messenger RNA of Lolium perenne, 654 nucleotides long. RefSeq lists its product as uncharacterized. Lineage: Eukaryota; Viridiplantae; Streptophyta; Magnoliopsida; Poales; Poaceae. The record is from RefSeq and is a predicted model, not a curated record. Gene Ontology annotation, molecular function: nucleic acid binding; RNA-DNA hybrid ribonuclease activity.
AUGGGGCUUGAGGAGGCACGACUAGCUCUACUGGAGUGUCCGAACGCAAAGGACAUGUUGAUGAAAACUUUUGGGAUGGAGCAGAAGCAUAGAUUGCUGGUUAUUGCACUAAUAUGGCAGUGGUGGACAGCAAGGAAUAAAACAAAUGCUGGAGAAAGGAGCUGGUCUGUCGACGAGGUGAGCUUCCAAGCAAGAAGAUGGGCUACAGAGUUUACUGAAUUUUAUGCCAAACAACUUCAGCAACAACCUAAUGAAGAUGUAGAAAGAUGGAGGCCUCCGAGAGAGGGCGUUCUGAAGAUUAAUGUAGAUGGAGCCUUUAAGGAAAAUCCUAAAUCAGGUGGAUGGGGCUUUGUCAUCAGAGGACAAAACGCUGAAGUGUUGGGUUCUGGAGCUGGUUGUCUGAUGUUUCCACAGAGUCCGCUCCAUGCCGAGGCUGAGGCUUGUAUCCAAGGGCUCACGACGGCGAUGAACUGGGGCAUGACAAGGGUGAAAGCCGCGAGCGACAAGUCGAGCCUUGUAGCGCUCAAGAGAACCAUCGGAGCGAGUCUUGAUCUUGUAGACCCACUUGCAGGUGAUGGGACGAACAGAGGAAGGAGUGACAACAUCCCAAGUGCCAGUACGCUCAAGAGCAGCAAUCUCCUCAGCCAUCGCUAG